AUGCGGAGUCUUCCAUUUCCAGUAGCUGCAACGUUCGACCACGAAGUACCAAGUGAACAUGGAACACCGUUCAGCCCUGCUAGUGAUAUUCCUAUUGAUCCUGCACUCGCCGGGCCACUACCUAUCGACCCAGCUAUCAUGGGCAACGAAGCCGUUCAGUUAAAUGUUUCGCAGCAGGGUCCACCCGUGCACAUUCCAGAGGAUUUCAUUCCACCUCACCCUCGACACUACUCUCAGGAGCCUUCACAAUAUGACCAAGGUCCCCGUGGCGAUCCAUUUGCGCCCCAACCUGCGCCUUAUCUACAUAUUCAAGAAGAAGUUGUUCCGCCACCCAUCAAGCCACUAAAGAGAAAGCGAAAACCCCGGCGAGAACCCGAGUGCGGGUUUUGUCAGGGGGAUGACAAGAGGAACAAGGAGGCUGAACCCGAGGUCAUGGUCACUUGUGUAGAAUGCGGUCGCAGUGGGUGGCAUAUGGAUUGUAUGCAGCCUCCCCUGGAAGAAACGCCUCCUGGAACAUGGCACUGCCCAAUGUGCCCCCCAUCCAUCUUUCCUUUAGAAUCCGACGUUGCAUCCACGACAAAUUCCGAUCCCCAAGAUAGAGACGAGGCAACUGCCGAGCCUGAAGUGGAUGUUGAAGUUGACGAUGGCGAUGACGAUUCCUCUGAAGACUCUUCGGACUCUGAAUCUGCAUCCGAUGAUACCAAUACUGUGCAAGCACCGACACCACGCCAGCGACCCAGCCAGCGAAUAAAGAAGCCGCCAAAGCGCAGAAUUGAACAGCCAACCCCACGGCCUCUCAAACGCAUCCGCCUGCGCUCGCCUGCGGCACACCCGCUCGUCGUACGUCUGCGAAUCCCUCCAAAGGGUAAGGGCAAAGAGCGAGAAGAAGACCCCGACAGAAAUAUCUUCGAGGACUUCCUCAAUCCUGCUGAUAGGGACAUGUCAAAAACAGGGAUCACAGACUUUGACAGAGCACGAUUUGAUAAAAGUUGUCUGGCGGCUGAGGAAAAACUUGCACCACCUCAAUCAGCACCAUCAAUUGACACACCUGAUCCUCCAAUAGCUGGUCCUUCGUCUCGUCCCCUACGGUCUCACGCUCUCCAACACAUAACAAUACCUUCCUCAAUACCAGCUCGCUCGCCAGUGCCUUCCACACCUGGUGCGAUUCCGCACACACCUUCCACCAUCCCUGCUACCCCAUCAGGUUUCCCAGCGCCUCCCUCCACGUUACGCAUCCGGAUCAUCCGCUUCGGGAAGUAUGAUAUCCACCCGUGGUACGAUGCCCCCUUUCCUGAAGAGUUCUCAAAUAUCCCGGAUGGACGACUGUGGUUCUGUGAAUUUUGCCUCAAAUAUAUGAGAAGUGGCUUUGCUUUUGGUAGACAUAGCAUGAAAUGCAAAACACGUCAUCCACCAGGCGACGAGAUUUAUCGCGAUGGUGCCAUGUCUAUUUUCGAAGUAGACGGACGCAAGAACAAGAUAUACUGCCAGAAUCUUUGCUUGUUGUCGAAGAUGUUCCUAGAUCACAAGUCACUCUUCUAUGACGUCGAACCAUUUUUGUUCUACGUUAUUACAGAAACUGACGAUAUGGGUGCGCGUUUUGUUGGGUACUUCAGUAAAGAGAAAUGUUCUCCGAAGGACUACAACGUCAGUUGUAUCAUGGCGUUACCUGUGAGGCAAAGGCAAGGAUGGGGAAAUUUCUUGAUCGACUUCAGUUAUCUUCUCUCCAAGAAGGAACAACGCGCGGGAUCACCCGAGAAACCACUCUCAGGGCUUGGUCAACUGGGGUACAAGAACUAUUGGACCCUCGCACUCAUGCGAUACCUUCACACAUCACCGGAAAACCCAACCCUUGAAGCUAUCAGCAAGGGCACAUCUAUGACCAUCGAAGAUAUUUAUAAUACCCUUCACGACCAGGGAAUGAUCUCUGUGCAAUCUGUUACACCGCCUAUGAGACCUACACCAGGGCAAGCUAUCAAGUUCCCACGAGGGCGCAAGAACGGCAUUGCGCGGCGUCACCUUCAGCGGCAGAGCACGCUAAACAAGGAGGAGGAGGCCGGAAGUAAGGCCAACACACCCUUUGUCCCCCCUACGCGGUAUCAGAUCACCUGGGAUCCUGAGAAGGUGCAACACUACCUUGGGGCGUGGGAGAAGAAGGGAUACAUGAAGCUGAAACCGGAACGGUUGAAAUGGACGCCGUUUGUGCUGGCACGGACAAAAGCUGGCGGGGAAGUUUUGCAAGCGGAGCUGGGUGCCGGCAUGGGUGCUUUAAACGGCGUUGCGGAAACACCAAUCCCAGUCACUGAUCAGGUGGACAAUCAGACGCCGGCCCCUGGUCCUACCGAACCCUUCGUCAGCGUAUCUGAGGCAGCGCCUACAGACACUCAUCAUGUCGUAGACACUCCUGCAGCGCGUCUGUUUGAUGACCUCAUAACCGAAAACCCUGAAACUCCUGUGACAAAGAAGCAAUUGCGGAGUCGCGUCAAAGGAGGCGAAGUGCCUCGGUCCGUCUUCUCGCGAACGCAGUCGAGUCGCAACACGAUCACGCGCACUGCCCUCCAACGACACACACGUUCUGUAUCGGCUCGCCCUAUUACUGGCAUCGACGAUGCGGUCAACAAUGCUGCCCUUCAAGCUAAUGAGCUGGCAGAACAAUCGAGUCCUGAUAUUCCUGCCAAACGGCGACGAGGACGGGCACGGAUAAAGCCACCGGAUGAUGCGUUAUCAGCGGUAUCUGAGUCUGGGAGGAUGACUGUUUCACCGUCACCAUCAAGACCCCUGACUCGAGUCAAACGCAGGAGGAUAGAAUCGCCUGUGUCAGAAACCCCUUCAGAGCGUGUGGAAGGCCGUGCUGAGCCGCCUGAUGGUCCUACUCACUCCAACGGUCACAUUAACCCCGUCAGUGAGGUCUGUCAGGAGGAAGAUGUCUCUCAUCAUUCAUCCGGAUCAUCUGGUUCCGUCAAUAAUGGCGCUCAAUCUCCUCGAUCUCCUCGAGUGGAGACGACCUCGUCUAUGUCAGAACUAGAUACACGAUCCUCACUUGCUCAGUCACAACCACCGGAUCCCGAGAUUAAGUCGGAGGAAGCGGAUACGCCUCUCACCGGCAUAACCAGUCGGCACAGCGUACCAAGCGACGACACCUUGUUCGUUGUGGAGACUGCAAACGGGGUAGGGAGCAAGGACUCUGGAGGCUCUGAUAUUAUCGGAGCCGUGCACUCACCCACUUCUCAAAUUACCUGGAGGGAAAGUGCUGGUCAAGACUCACAUAAAAAUGCACAAUACAUAUUACACGCACCUCUGCAGCUUAGAGAAAGGUACCCACAAUCCCUCGGCCGCGUUCAACACCAUCAAUCUCCAGUAAAAUGUCACAGCUCAUUCCAAGCACCACAUCCCUUCGAGCUUUUGACAGACCGGCAGUGCCUUAGCGACCCAAGCAUGGCUUUUGGCCAUCUUCAACGAGACCCAAACCUGCAGACUAAUGUCAGCAAUGUCUCGAGUUUGAAUCAAGCGCUGGGGUCGCAUCUUAACCCUACCAUCAAUGGGCGUCCCCAAUUCCAUGAUGGCGGAGCAUAUAGGCUUUCUGAUUCACCGCCGACAAUUUUGGAUCAAGCUUCGCGAUCUACCCAACCGAUAGGUGGUCCUUCUCAUUCUUCACCCAUUCACGAGUUUUCGGUACUCCCAACCAACGAAACUCAAACUACCAGUGGGCCCAAACGUAAGCAGACUGACGGUUUGGCCCCCAGUGGUAGUUCACAAUCAGGCAAAAGACGGAGAGAAGGGGAGGACAUAAACGACCCCUUUGACACCGAUGGUGCGCACGGUUCUAAACACUGGACUGACGAUGAGAAGACAAAAUUGUUUAACUGGCUCAUGGGUGUUGGGGAAGACAACCACUGGAGUGCACUUCGGGCUACAAAGAACUCGUGUCUUCGCGAGUGUGCCAUUGAGGUAUUUGGUGGCAAGAAGACUUAUCAGGCGCUAAAAGGCUGUUAUGAACGAAAUUUCAAUUUAUUUAAACAGAUCUAUGCAUUCGAAAGUUUUCACGCGCAAUUGGGGAAUGGUCCUGUCAGCUUUACGAAUGAAGCAGACAGGUUGCGAGAAUAUGAACGGCGAUUACAAAUUGCUCGCAAAGGCGGUUGCGACGUCGGCAAUGUGGGUGUCAAGACGAUUGACCAUUGGCAUAGGUCAGGCUGGUAUACUUUGUUCCACAGAAGAUGGAAUGGUGAUCCCGCCACUACUAGUACACGACCCGCAAACCGCCAAAACAACGUCCCAGGGGCGACUAAUUCCCACGGCGGUGAAGAUGACGAUGACGAUUCAUUAGAAGCAACGGAACCAACUCCAAUUCUUCAACCUCAGAUUCAACCGCAGAGCGCACCACCUCAUCCUCAACCUCAAACUAAUACCAACGAGCUUCCGAUACAGGAAGCAGGACCAUCAAAUACCCCAAGUCGAGCCGUCUUCCCCAACGUACCGUCGCCAAGCAGUGAUACGUCUGUUAUCAAUUUUACUUUACCACAAAACAUGAUGGCUGCAUGCUUGCAGCUUUUGCAAGCGCAGGUUCAGCACAGCAAACUCAAGCUAGAGUAUCUUAGGAGACGGGAGGAAAGGGAAGAAAGAGACAGUACUACUCGCAAAGAUGCCGAGCGUGCAAGACUGGAAAGAGAAGCUGCCGAGUGGGAGCACACAAAAGAGACAGCUAAUGUCAAGCACAGAGCCCAACUUGCAACAGAUGUGUUGGCGAAUCCGGUGGUAGACGGAUCUGUGCGCCAGGCUGCGGCCGAUUAUCUUAAAAGACUAUUUGCUUCGGACUGA
Messenger RNA from Suillus fuscotomentosus, 4812 nucleotides. RefSeq lists its product as uncharacterized. Gene Ontology annotation, molecular function: histone acetyltransferase activity. The record is from RefSeq and is a predicted model, not a curated record. Lineage: Eukaryota; Fungi; Basidiomycota; Agaricomycetes; Boletales; Suillaceae. Gene Ontology annotation, biological process: regulation of DNA-templated transcription. The transcript has 13 exons. The coding region runs from base 1 to 4812 and encodes 1603 amino acids.